AAUGAGCACACGUGCGAUAUAUAAAAGUGGAGUUAAUGCGCCGCAACGCAUUAAGCAAAAAUCAAGUAGUUUCACUCAAGUUGGCUGUAUCACGGAGCGUGCAAGCGUGCGAUCGCGACUGCAUACCGGUCUGCGACGGUUGGCCUGUUCGAGCCGCACUCGCUUCAUCGCGCAGAAAGCUCGGAAGAUCGCCUCUACAUUUUCGUCUGACAAGGGAGGAAUCGUCCCAGUUACCAAGGUAGUGACAAUGCGGCCUCACGUGCUGUUAUUCACGUGUCUUGCCGUGCCGUGCCUUCUACUCGCUCAGAUGGUCAGCUCGGUCCCCAUUUUUGACGGCGACAACCAACUUCGGGCACUGGACAUAGGAGACUGGCCAGUUGAUGCUUAUGGUGACACGCAAUAUUUGCACGGCGCCGAGAAGAGGGUCAGACCCAGAGGAGGGGAGUACUGCGUGGACUGGAUUCACAACACCUGGAGACGGUGCAAGGGCAGGAAAGGCUAAGGAAGACCGGCUAGAUGAUUAUAAGACGGAUUUCAUCGACAAUUUUGAGGCCUUGCGAUAGUCAUCAUACCAACAGCUCGUCAUGGAAAAUGUUUCGAUUGUGAUAUUUAAUAACUCGUUCUUUUAAAUUUGUUGGGGGAAAUAUAUUUUUUGUUUUGGUUGUUUAUUCUUCGUCCGGAUCAAAUAUUACCUAAACCAGAUCUUGAAACAUGAUUUCCGAAAUGGAAAGUAACAAUGAACUGCUCAGCUGGUAUACGUGACAUUUCGGUUCCUGAAUUUUGAUUGAAAAAAAAAAACAACAACAACAGACCAGUCGUUCUUCAAAAUGUUAAGGUCAACGAUGCUAAAGCUAAAUAGGUCAUCGAAGGCGAGUAUUGUUUUGGUACAUGCCUGUCACGACAUAACACUACUAACGGCAGCUGAAUAUACACAGAAAAACAGGAAACCGGUAGAUUUGCCUGAUUUACCGUCCAUUCAUCUAAUUCCCCUUUUUGCGUAACAAAAACAAAAUGCGCCUUCUGCUUCCACAAGCGGAGGUGUGACCACGGCUUGCCAGCUGCAAAACAGUUGGAAUCGAAGACUUUCCCCGUGUUUUUUUUUUUUUGAUUUGGAGUAUUUUAUGUGAUAUUUAAAAACAUUUUGAAUCCAAGACUUUUUCCGGUUGUUUUUGUUUGAUUUUGAGUGUUUUAUGUAACAGUUAAAGGGAAGGUAGUGUUAACGAAUUUAAGGCAGGCAUUUGAUGUCAUUAUCAAAAAAAUUUAAUACACAGAAUACACAACAUGGUUUAAAGAAUUGUUUGAAAGGGUUAAUUUUUGGGGGGAAUUUAAGCAUUUUUCCCUCUCAAUUUUGUGUCUUGCGGGAUGACCCGUGUCGGCCGUAAAAACAAGGCGCCUAGAAAUGGCGCAAAUUUGUCCUAGGAUUAUGUUUAUUUAAUAGAGCUUGUGUGAUCAGUUUUUUUGAUUGGAAAAUUAUCUUUCUAAUUCUGUUAAUGGUUGGGAUUUUCUUUUGAGGGGAGGGGAUUGCAUUGAAGCUGGAAAUUGGCGGUUAAGGGAUGUUGCCUUGGGGUAACGUUUUAUUUGUUUUGCCGGUUGGAUCAUUAUUAAACUUGCAUUUGAACUGUA
Molecule: messenger RNA, 1623 nt
Organism: Patiria miniata (bat star)
Lineage: Eukaryota; Metazoa; Echinodermata; Asteroidea; Valvatida; Asterinidae
Exons: 5
Coding region: 2-502 (166 amino acids)
Source: RefSeq, a predicted model, not a curated record